Messenger RNA from Lodderomyces elongisporus, 2352 nucleotides. It is a transcript of the gene UTP13, whose product is annotated as Utp13p. Lineage: Eukaryota; Fungi; Ascomycota; Pichiomycetes; Serinales; Debaryomycetaceae. Bases 1 to 2352 code for a protein of 783 amino acids. The transcript is spliced from 2 exons. Gene Ontology annotation, molecular function: U3 snoRNA binding; protein binding. Gene Ontology annotation, biological process: endonucleolytic cleavage in 5'-ETS of tricistronic rRNA transcript (SSU-rRNA, 5.8S rRNA, LSU-rRNA); endonucleolytic cleavage to generate mature 5'-end of SSU-rRNA from (SSU-rRNA, 5.8S rRNA, LSU-rRNA). The record is from RefSeq and is a predicted model, not a curated record. Gene Ontology annotation, cellular component: 90S preribosome; nucleolus; small-subunit processome.
AUGAAGCCUGUCUAUAUUGGUUCGGCCAGUGCAGCGAUUAACAGGGCAGAUGGGCAAUACAUGGCAACACCGCAAAAUGAAGAUGUCAUCAUUACGGAUCUCGAUACCAAUGAAGUUUACUACACAGUGCUUGGAGAAGAAGAUGAAGUGAUUACAAGUUUAUGUAUGACUCCUGAUGGACGAUAUCUUGCCGUUUGCUCACAAUCGCAACAGCUACGGAUCAUCGAUGUUGAAAAUAAACAGACACAAAAAACAUAUAGAAUGUCAGCACCAGUUUACAUGUCGGCUUCCGACUCGUCAUCUAGCUUGUUUGCAUUUGGUGGCUCCGAUGGUGUUGUUACCGUUUGGAAUAUUGAAGGAGGGUUUGCAUCACAUUCAUUAAAAGGUCACGGAACAACCAUUUGUGCGUUAACAUUUAAUGGCGAGCCCCAUGAACAGGAUUGGAGGUUGGCCUCAGCAGAUAUUAUGGGAACCGUAAAAAUCUGGGACUUGGAAAAAAAGAAGUGUAGUCAUACCAUUAAAGAACAUGCCUCGGCUGUUAGAGGCUUGGCUUUCGAUGAUGAAUACGAGUAUUUCUUAACUGCGGGACGAGAUCUGGUUGCGAUAAUUUACAGCACCAAGAAUUUUAAGCCAAUCAAUACCUUCCCCAUCAAUGAGCAAAUCGAGGCAAGUGGAUUUAUCAGAUACGUGAAUGAUCAACAAUAUUUUUACACCGCUGGAUCGGAAAACAUGUUACGUCUUUGGGAGAUCAAGACUGGACAGUUGAUUGCCAAAUCGAAACAACCAUUAAAGACAAAUGAGGAGCUUGUCAUUGUUGACGCAAUCAAAUUGCAAGAUCAAAAUGUUUACCUCGUUGUGAGCGAUCAAACGUUGAUUGAAUUGGAUUUGCAACAAGAAGACCAGAGGAUUGAAGCUGAUCAGAUAUUUGACAUCCCAGUGGUGAGAAAGAUUGCAGGUAACCAAGGUGUUGUUGCAGAUAUGAGAUAUGUUGGGCCAAACCAUAAUUUUGUUGCCAUGGCUACAAACUCUCCUGCAUUGCGGAUAAUGAAUUUAGAAAGACCAUUUGAAGUGUCCAUUUUGGAAGCACACAAGGAUAUCAUUAAUGCAUUGGAUGCAUCUGCUGAUGGAAAGUGGAUUGCCACUGCGUCAAAGGAUAACGAAGCUAGACUUUGGUCUUGGAAUGAGGAAACACAAGAAUUUGAACCGUUUGCCACUUUCCAAGGCCAUGCGGGUUCGGUGACAGCCAUUUGCUUGAAUAAACUGACUGAGACUCCGAACUUUAUAAUCACUGGAUCAAAUGAUCUUACAGUGAAGAAAUGGAAAAUACCAAAAGUUAAAGGCGAAACUGUUAAGCAUUCGGUAUACACCAGACGUGCACACGACAAAGAUAUUAAUUCUAUUGAUAUUUCUCCUAAUGAUGAGUUUUUCGCCACUGCUUCUUAUGAUAAGCUAGGUAAAGUAUGGAGCACCGAGUCUGGUGAGACCAUUGGUGUGUUGAAAGGUCACAGACGUGGUCUUUGGGAUGUCAAUUUCUACAAAUAUGACAAGUUGCUCGCAACUAGUAGUGGAGACAAAACCGUUAAAGUGUGGUCACUAAACGAUUAUGCAUGUAAAAAGACCUUUGAGGGCCAUACAAAUGCUGUGCACAGAGCAAAAUUCUUCAACAGUACUACUCCACAAUUGAUUUCCUCCGGUGCCGAUGGGUUGGUUAAAAUUUGGGAUUACAAGUCUGACGAAACGGUGAAAACGCUUGAUAACCAUGUUGACAGAAUCUGGGCGUUGGCUGUUAAAGAUGAAGAAGGUGACGAGUUUAUCACUGCGGAUGCUGUGGGUAAGUUCACCAUGUGGAAGGAUAAUACUGCAGAAGAAGUUCGUUUGAGAGAGUUGCAAGAGAAAAAUAAAGUUGAGCAAGAGCAGAGUUUGAGUAAUUUCAUGAAGAAUCAGGAUUGGAGCAAUGCAUUCCUUUUGGCAUUGACAUUGAACCACUCGAUGCGUCUUUACCACGUGAUUAAAUCUUGUAUCGAAGCCAAUGUCGAUGAAGACUCGCCUAUUGGAUCAAGGGAGCUUGAAUCCACAAUCUGCCAGUUGAACAAUGACCAAUUAAUCACAUUGUUUAAAAAGAUUCGUGACUGGAAUGUUAACUUUAAAUUUUUUGAAAUUAGUCAAAGCUUGUUGAAUGUUAUUUUGCACAGUUUCGGUAUCGACAAGCUUAUUGAGAUUCCGGGCGUUAUGAAGAUUGUUGAGAGUAUAAUUCCAUAUAAUGAGCGUCACUAUAGUCGAUUGGAUGAUUUGAUUGAGGAGACAUAUGUCUUGGACUACACUGUGGAGCAAAUGAACCGACUCCUAGCAUAA